Messenger RNA from Ectocarpus siliculosus, 1454 nucleotides. NCBI's taxonomy places the organism in Eukaryota, Phaeophyceae, Ectocarpales, Ectocarpaceae. The record is from the annotation of a GenBank genome assembly.
AUGGGCAAAAAAGGAAAGCGCACAACCGAUGGGACAGAAGACCCUCGUCGUUCUGAGACUCUGCGACACACAAGAGUCUACGGACCGCUGGUGCUACCCGACGGCAAGGGCGAGAACGAUGCGGUCGACCUCGAACUCACAUCGAAGCGCAUCUAUCAAGACACGAUUUUGAGCAUCGACGGCCUGCUGAGCCCCCGUGAGUGCGCCGCCUGGAUACGGUACGGCGAAGGCCAGGGGUUCGAGCGGAGCUUUCAUAGACAGACGUCCGAGAUGGCCCACCGCGACAACGGGAGGAUAACCCUGCACAGCGCCGACGUGGCGGCCGCCGUGUUCGCAAGGGUGGGGAAGUUCGUGCCGGCCAACAUGGGCGGAAGGCGACCGUUAGCGUGCAACUCCAACAUCCGCAUCUACCGGUACGCCGUCGGGCAACGGUUCGGCAAGCACAUCGAUGAAAGCGUCGACGACGAGAACGGGCUGACCAGCCAGUGGACGGUCCUCAUCUACUUGAACGGCGGAGGAGAAGGCGGCGGCGGCGCUGCUGCGGGUGGUGGUGCAUCAGGAUCGAAGAAGAAGGGUAGGAGUGACGGAGGUGGGACCUUUGCCGGCGCGGGGGAGGAAGGGGCGCCGCUUCGUGGGGGCGAGACUGUGUUCUACAAGGCCGCAGCUGACGCUCUUUGCUGCGUACCAUUAUUUCCUAUUGGAACAAGAGGCUUCAAACAAAUCUUGGAAGAGAGCGUAUCAGUACACAGCCCUACUCUCCCGCUUACUCAAGUGCCCUGUUCCUUAUUUCCAACGUGUGUGUUGCUGCCGCUCAACCCUUCCCCUCUCUCCGCCGUCCUCCGCGCGUUAACUUUCGGUUCGCUCUCGUCCUGUUUGUUACCCUUCAAGGGCAACUACGGAGACAAGGUUGCGGCGAGUUUUUCGCCGAGACAGGGGGCAUGCCUCGUUCACGGCCACGGGCAGCAAUGCCUCCUGCACGAAGGCGCCGCGGUCACCUCCGGAGUGAAGUACCUCCUCCGAACCGACGUGAUGUACGGGUAGGGGUUGGCCCGCCUCGAAUUAACCCACCUCGAAAUAGCUGCGGGGAGCCUUCUUCGCCCCUGCCUGUGUACAUGCACGGACAGCAGUGGUCUAGUGCUGACCAGGUUCAGGCAGGCUCUAGGAACGUGUGUGGGCGAGACCCUCUGCUUUGGUUUCGGCUGUGGUGCUCUCGGGGAGUGCUGAGCUCCCGACUCCAGGCAGGUUACGGACGCGCUGAUGCUGUAAAUUUUGUACAUAGAAAAAAUCAGGUUGCGCCAUCCGAGAUGAGCAUGCUAAACGCGCCAACAAGCCCACGCUAACUAAUAGCUUGCCCAGGGAGCCACGAGCCACCUCGUAGGCCCAGCGCAGUCGUCUCUUGUAUGGCUGACUUCCGGGGGGUGGGGAGUUCUUGAGUUCCGCGGGACUCGUCCACG